Molecule: messenger RNA, 2668 nt
Organism: Humulus lupulus (European hop)
Lineage: Eukaryota; Viridiplantae; Streptophyta; Magnoliopsida; Rosales; Cannabaceae
Product: probable lysophospholipase BODYGUARD 1
Exons: 4
Coding region: 695-2209 (504 amino acids)
Source: RefSeq, a predicted model, not a curated record
CCUGCAGGGGGUUCAACCACCACCUACCUUUUUCUCCUUGGCCAACAAACGAUGUUAAAUGAAACAAUGAAUUCUUUAACCUGCUGUCUGUGAUCUGUGACUCAUUUUAGUCUACAUUUUCAACUCUCUCUCUCUCUCUCUCUCUCUCUCUCUCUCUCUCUCUUAUGUCUUUCUUUCUCUUUCUCUCUCUUCUCUCCAUUGAAGUUUUAAGAGAGUUCUACUACUCCCACACGCUUUCAUAAAAAUGGAGCCAUAUUGGGAGAGAGUCAAGAAGUUUGGGCAUAGUGGGACGUUUCUCAUUUCACCACUCCACAAAUUUUAGAGUAUACAAAGAGAGUGAGAGAGAUAAGACCACACACCCCCCCCAAAACGCCAAUUAACCCUAGCUAUAGAUAUAGUAUUGUUAUUAUUAUUAUUUGACUACGUUUUUCUCUUUUAUAAGUUGGGAUAUCUCGUUUGUACUUUUUGGCUUAUGUAGUGAUCACUUUUAAUAACACUAACUUUGUUAAGAGAAUAAAAGUGUUAUUAUUAGAAGAAAAGAAAAAAAAAUGACCAUCUUCUCUAGCUAUCUAUUAACCCAAUGAGUACUUUCUUCUUCUUCUCUUUGUCAUUGUAACGGUUCUCAUAUUUCUGAUCAUCAAGUCCUGCUCUAAUAUUCUUAGCCUCGUUUCUCUCUAUUGAUAUUAUAUAUAUAAUGGUGGGAGUGGCGAGAACCGUCAGAUCGGUUUUGUUAUUUACAGGAAGAUUGAUAAACGACACAGUGAGCUUUGUCGUUUUCUCUAUUCUCGACCUUGUUGAUCUCUUCCUCUGCUUGCUUUACAGAAUAGCAGAUUUUUUCAUCGAAGCAGAGUGGAAAGCUUGCUAUUGCUCUCCUUCAAAGGAAGCCAUAACCAACAGUGGUAAGAUCUUGGUCUCCGAACAUGGCGAGUCAAAGAUUGUUUGCCUCAGCUCCACCAAGCUCCGGUUGGAGGAGAUCUCCGAUACCCUUUACAGGAGACCUUCGUUGUUGACUGAGGUCUCUAAGUUGACCGUUAACGAGCUUAAGAGACUCAAGCUUGAUGGGUUAACUACAAGUAGUAAUAAUAAUGGUAAUAUCAAUGUGAUAAACUCUUCUGAUAAUCAUCAUCACCAUCAUCAUCAGAAGAAUAUUGUGAGUAAUAAGAAAGGCACAUCAGUUAGGUCAACAUUCACGGUUAACUCCACCAUUGUUGAAAUGCUUCAAGGUAAGAUUGGAGGGAACCAAUCUCACAUUCGAAUCCCAAGAUGGUCCGAUUGUGAUUGUAAGUUUUGUACUUGUUGGACCUCUUCUAGUAAAGAAGCUCUCUAUGUCAAAUCCGAAGGGCCUAGAGAUUCGGCUCAAGAAAAUGUACUAUUCAUUCAUGGAUUCAUCUCAUCAUCGGCGUUUUGGACCGAAACGGUGUUCCCAAACUUGUCAAGUGAAGCCAAAACGACAUAUCGUUUAUUUGCCAUCGAUCUACUUGGAUUUGGAAGGAGUCCAAAGCCAACGGACUCUCUCUACACGCUGAGAGAGCAUUUGGAUAUGAUCGAACGGUCUGUUCUCGAACCCCACAAAGUAAAGUCGUUCCACAUUGUGGCUCAUUCUUUGGGCUGCAUUUUGGCCUUGGCCCUAGCUGUCAAGCACCCUGGUUCGGUCAAGUCCCUAACUUUACUUGCCCCACCAUAUUUCCCAGUACCAAAGGGUGAACAAGCGACUCAAUACGUGAUGAGAAGGGUGGCGCCGAGGCGAGUGUGGCCACCAAUAGCGUUUGGUGCGUCACUUGCGUGUUGGUACGAGCAUAUCAGCCGAACCAUUUGUCUAGUUAUAUGCAAGAACCAUCGGUUGGUGGAGUUUCUUGUGAAGCUAAUUACUCGAAACAGGUUGAGAACAUUCUUGCUUGAAGGAUUUUUCUGUCACACCCACAACGCUGCAUGGCAUACUCUUCACAACAUAAUAUGUGGCACCGCCGCCAAGUUAGACACCUACUUGACGGUGGUCCGCGAUCGUUUGAGCUGCGAUGUCCACGUCUUUCACGGCGAAGACGACGAGCUCAUUCCGGUGGAGUGUAGUCACAAUGUUAAGGCCAAAAUCCCUAGAGCUCAUGUCAAAAUAAUCAACAAAAAAGAUCACAUUACUAUUGUUGUUGGCCGCCAGAAAGCCUUCGCUUCUGAAUUGGAGCAAAUUUGGAGAAAUUCAAGUACUCAAAGUUGAAAAAUUAAUUGAUUGAUUCAACUCAUCAAUUAAUAAUUAAUAAUGGUCAAGUUAAGUAUACCCAAGUUUUGUGUGAUGAAAUGAAAGCAUCACAUAGCUAUAUAUAUAUAUAUAAAUACAUAUAUAUAUCCGGAUCAGUCUGUCCAUGUGUUUUUAUAAUGUUUGAUUUUCUACCAAUAUGUGGAAAAAAAAAGUAGUAAAUUAAUUUUAUUUUAAUAUAUAUAUUAUUGAUCAUUAAUUUUCUUUUCCACCAUGAUCAUAAGGAUCCAAGUUAUUUUAGGGUUUUCUUAGGGUCAAUUUCUGGGUGCAGUGAUGUCAUGUGGGUUUGUACUGAAAUCAUGAUAUAGCUCUUGCCAUUAUUAUUGUAAUUAAUGCAACUUAUUAUAGCUUGGAAAAAUAAUAUAAAAUAAAGAGAGAGUAGAGAAUAUAUAUAGUGAAUAUUAUUGUGAAGUAUUAAAA